AAAAAACAGGCCGACUGGAGCAAAAACAUAAAGAAAUUUCGUUAACUAACAAAUAUUAUUGUUAGGUGAAAACCAAAAAAGUGAAAUCGAAACGAAAUCAUGGCUCAUCAGUCAAAUUUGAUGCCUGAGAAGGUGAACAAAAUUUCAGUUUUACGAAAAAUGAUCGGUUUAGAUAAAAAAAAGCCAGCUAAAGACUACGUAGUACCAAACAAUUCGGCCUUUAAUUUGCAACAAAAAAGCGGCACUGCCGAUCCUCCAAUUUCGCAGGUUUUAGAGAAUACAACAAGCAACGGCAACAACAUGAACAACAGCAGCAACAGCAAGUGUCCCCAUUGCGAAAAUAUGGCCAAGAAUUUUCUGUAUCUGGAGAGCCUGAUACGUAAUAACAGCGAUAAGGGUGAACAAAAAUGCAUGUUAUGUGCCUCUUCGCUAAAAUAUCUACAGUAUGUCAAUCGGAAUAUCAUGCAAGUGUUUGGCAACACUGACUCAAUUGUUAAGGCAGCUCGCUCAUUCUCCAAGCAACCGCCGCCAGCUCUCAAGUAUUCAGUGGCCACGCCGCAACAGCAGCAGCCGCAGCCGCAGCAGCAGAUGUCACAGAAACAAUUGGUUCAGCGUGCCAAGGGCGGUGCCGUGAUCACCAAACAGAAAUCGGCUAAAAAUCUCAAACCGAAGACAGCGACAACAACAAAGACAAAGACGAAGACAACGACGACGACGGCGAAAUCAGUUGUGAAGUCUCUCAAAUCCAACAGGUCCAGCAAGUCCCUCAAGUCCCUCAAAUCGGUUAAAUCGGCAAAAUCAUCAAAGAGCUUACACAAAACGAAAGGUAAAUCCAACACACUGAAUUCGGCUGGGUCCAAGAACAAGUUCGGUCAUGGCAAAAUGCAACUGAAGCGCAAGUUUCGUGUGCCCAAGCAAAUUAGCCAUGCUAAAAUGACACGCAGCGCCAGUCAGUAUCAUAGUCUGGGGAUCAUACGUUCCAAGUUGGCCAACAAGGCCAAAAAGCAAAAGCAAUUGGCCACCAAGAAGCGUAACAACGAUGCACAGCCCACAAGCAUCAAUUGGAAAUUGUUGAAGAGGAAUUUACCCAAACGUUUCAAAAUGCCGCUGGCAACCAAAUAGAGUGAAAGGGAAGGAUGGCUCAAAUGUGUUACACGGACUAGAAUCAUCGUUAUACGUUGGAUAGAAGAAACACAAACAAAUUCACCCACUCACUCACUCACUCACUCACCAUCAUCUCCAUCACCAUCAACAUCACCAUCACUUGCCUGACUACACCUGCCUUCAAAAUUCUUAGUAAAAUGCUGCUAAAAAAUCAAAAUAAAAUCUAAAUCAAAUGACAUCUUCA
This is a messenger RNA of Drosophila willistoni, 1348 nucleotides long. RefSeq names its product probable serine/threonine-protein kinase cdc7. The transcript has 2 exons. Lineage: Eukaryota; Metazoa; Arthropoda; Insecta; Diptera; Drosophilidae. The record is from RefSeq and is a predicted model, not a curated record. Bases 100 to 1122 code for a protein of 340 amino acids.